AUGUUUCGUCUAAACACCAUCUUCGCAUUGUUUGCCGUCGCGUUGUUCUCAGCAAUCAACCUUGCCGAGGCCUCAUCCCAUGCCAUUGUCUUGCCGCCUCUUGGUGCUGACCCUUGUACUUGGGGACCUCCUUCGCCAACUCACAUCAAAGCCCUCACACCAAUAAAAGUUCCAUCAAUUAUGGAUGGUCCGAGUCAACUUGGUCACACUUUCACGCUCCUCCCCCGAAUUCAGGAUAGCCAUCUAGCUGUGAAAGGGGACAAAACAUCCAGGUCUGUCCAGGUUGCUUCCGUCUUUGAAGACUGUAAUCAGACGAUGAAGCCCCGGAGGCAUAGUCUUGAUUGUAACCGUGAGGCUAUGCCAUCUCGGCAAUAUGCAAGUUCCGUCGUUGGCUCGUCGCACCUCCGACCUCCGUCCGUCCUACAAAUCAAUGUGACGGGAAGCAAUAAUGGGCAAUUAUCAUGGACCAAGAUCAUCACCCUUUUGAGAUACAUGAGACUCACACCAUUGACCUCAUUGGAUAGACACUGCGAUCCCUGCCUGUGCUAA
This is a messenger RNA of Fusarium vanettenii 77-13-4, 549 nucleotides long. RefSeq lists its product as uncharacterized. Lineage: Eukaryota; Fungi; Ascomycota; Sordariomycetes; Hypocreales; Nectriaceae. The record is from RefSeq and is a predicted model, not a curated record. The transcript is spliced from 5 exons. The coding region runs from base 1 to 549 and encodes 182 amino acids.